This is a messenger RNA of Seminavis robusta, 663 nucleotides long. The record is from the annotation of a GenBank genome assembly. NCBI's taxonomy places the organism in Eukaryota, Bacillariophyta, Bacillariophyceae, Naviculales, Naviculaceae.
AUGCCUCCUCUUUCGAUGGGAUUCCUGAGGCGUUGCCUCGGGCUGUCGUUGCUGUUCUUUACGGCCACUGAAGCCUUUGUAACAGUUCCGAGCCACCGUCAUUGUUCUGGCAAAGGAUUGGCAGAGCAACCACCAGCUGUUCCAUCAUCUGCCUUGCAAAUGGGUGGAUUCUUUGAUGGUAUCCAAAACUUCUUUUCGGAGUAUGGCAGUGGUGACAACCAUGACAGUAACAACAAUGGGAACAGCGAGGACGAUUAUGCCACUGAGAAUCGCGUUGUAACCAUUCCGGUUCGAGCCAUCAAACCCGGAGGGUUGCGUUUGUUCUUGAUGUUUUAUUUAAUGGGGAUGCAGAAUACACCCCACAGAAAUGCGUGGAAAGCGGAUCAACCGUCUCGAGAGGACUAUGUUAUUGAUUUCUACUUUCACGAUCGAACGGCCAUGCUGACCAUCGAGUUGCAGGAAGACGAGAUUACCAUUGAUCGUAUUGGUUCGGUUCCUUCGACGGCGUAUUCGAUGCAAGAAACCGUGAUUGUGGAGGGAUUGUUGGAUGAACUGCAUCAGUGCGCAUUUGAUGAGUCGAUUGAUGAAGAGAACCGUCUAUUGCAACUGUCGGAACCAAAAGAUGCCAUUGAACAGGCUCGUACGGCCUUGUCGUUUGGAUAG